AUGAAUAAUGUGAUUUCUAAAGCAUGCAAGGGACGAGGCGAGUGGUGUGACGGAUCAUUAUUCAAUCGAUGCUGUGGUCACUUGAGAUGUGAGCUUAAAAGCUUCGCGGAUGGCAUCUGUCGGAGCUGCAUCGGUUCGGGGCACGCAUGCGUACGAGAUUCGCAAUGCUGUUCGGAUGACUGUCAAUGGCUGAAGUGCCUGUGAUAAAAUAAAGACUUUAUUUGACUGAAAAAUUUAUUAUGUAUCUUCGGGUACAAUAAAGUUCA
This is a messenger RNA of Opisthorchis viverrini, 266 nucleotides long. RefSeq lists its product as hypothetical. The transcript has 2 exons. The coding region runs from base 1 to 204 and encodes 67 amino acids. The record is from RefSeq and is a predicted model, not a curated record. NCBI's taxonomy places the organism in Eukaryota, Metazoa, Platyhelminthes, Trematoda, Opisthorchiida, Opisthorchiidae.